This is a messenger RNA of Thunnus maccoyii (southern bluefin tuna), 1742 nucleotides long. RefSeq names its product ankyrin repeat domain 45 (gene ankrd45). Lineage: Eukaryota; Metazoa; Chordata; Actinopteri; Scombriformes; Scombridae. The coding region runs from base 386 to 1072 and encodes 228 amino acids. The transcript is spliced from 5 exons. The record is from RefSeq and is a predicted model, not a curated record. Gene Ontology annotation, molecular function: protein binding.
UUGUUAUUCACAGAGAAACUCAAAGUGCUAAAUAGAACAGACAACAUAAAGAAAAUAAUAAAUGCUACUUUUUGAAAGCACGUGUUGAUACCUUUUUGCCACUAAAAAGCCCAUUUCUGGAUACUUGUGAUAAAAGGCUUUAUUUCCCUGUCAAAUAAAUUAACUAACACUGACUCAGCUGUUGUCAUAUGAAGGCUAUUAUUGAUAUUUUUCUAAUACUUCAGAUAGCAUAUUGGUUCAUGUUUUACCCCCCAAAAAGUUUUUUGUCUGUUAUUGAAUGUUUUUUAAGUCCGUGAACAGUAAGAAUUUCUGUAACAGUUUCAUUAAACUCAAAGCUUUAAGCACGAGGUGACGCUGUAACCAUGGUAACAGUACAUUUCAGCCUAUGCGGGCCGGACUGGUAGAUAAAACAAGUGUGUGCGUAAUGACAUCGAUACAGGAAGAAAUCUUUAAAUAUGUGUUGUCUGGGGACUUGGAGUCGAUUAAGCAGUGUUUUGAACGUGAGACUGUUACAGAAGAGUCGCAGGAAGAAUUUGACUUAUUCGGAAAGAAGGACGAGGCUGGGAGAAAUGCUCUGUUAGCUGCCUCCAUGCUGGGCAGCAGCGCCAUCGUCUCUGAACUGCUCAAUAACGGAGCUCAGGUCAAUGAGCAGACUGUCAGAGGUUAUUCAUCACUGCACCUUGCUGCUUGUUGGGGUCACCUGGAGACAGUGAGGACUCUGCUUGAACAGGGAGCAGAUACACAGGCCAAGACCUUCAGAGGGGAGAGACCUGUAGACCUGGCCAAGAGAUACUCCAAGACAGACUGUGCUGACUGUCUCAUCCUGGCAGAGGCUGAAAAGGGCUUGAUGUCAUUUGUAGCCUUUGUUAAAGACAUGAUUUCUGAUCCAGAGAGGAGCCUCACAAAGGAGGAAAAGAACAUCUGUACACGAACAUGCUCUGCUAAGUCUGAAUGGAUCCAAAGUGUCAAAAACGCAACAGUCUCAGAUUUCAUGGCCCAAAGGAAAGACAUGGAGGACACUCUGCAGCCUAUUCUCAGCAAACUAUCAGCUCAGUCAGCAGGAAAGAUCUAAGAAGACAGAGGAAGAUCUACUAUAUGUGUAAAAUUGUUCUCUGACUAAUUAUUUGGACAUCAAAAUGUAUAUGUUAAGUGUUUUAAAAGGUUUAAAAUACUGCUCAAUCACAGCACACAACCAGUGUUUCCCAUUUUAAUAUUUUACUAGAGUUUGACUAACAUGAUAUUUAGUUUCAAUAAUACUCUGACACUGUUGUCCCCUGCAACUAAUUAUUAUAACUUAAUUUACAUUGCACCUUUCUUAAUUAAAAAAAUGCAAAGUACAGUACACUAGCAAGCACAAAAGACAUUAUAAAGACAAUAUAGAUGAGUUUGAAUGAAUCACAUUUUCCUAAUAGAACAUCUUAAAGGUUCAGUUCACACAAAUUUUAAAGAACAUUUUAGUACUCGGCUCUAAUAAAGCAGUACUAGCCCAGCAGAUAGUUUUUGCUUUAUUUGUCAAGGUUUUGAAAUCUGCUGCUGCUGACACCAUCGUAACGCAAUAAUUGCUCACUGCUUUCAGUUGUAGUGCUCACACUGUUGAAAAUAUGUCUUUCCAGAAAUAAUGUGGGCUUUACUCAGGAUAAUCCAGGAUAACUGACAUGCUGAAUAAAAGUGUUGAUGUUCUUUUUUUUUCUUUUUAAUCAAUGUAAUUAAAACGGUAAUAAUAAAAAAAACAUGGCCAAAUA